AUGGUCCAUACGAGUCGGCCCAACAGCUUCAAGACUGAGGGUGGACGUGUUGUGCCCGCCACAACAGACACGCUCAUCAUCGGCAAUGGCCCAUCCAGUCUUGCGAUCUCCUUUCUCUUACACGGCAAUGUUCCAUUCUACAAUAAAACUGGCACUACGCCGCAUCCGGACUCUAUUUUGCAUGCAAAACUCUCGAGACCAGAGUUCAAGGGUCAGCCGUUAUAUAAGGCACUCGAUAGCAGCUUGGAUACACUAGUGGAACAUUUCGAAGCAGCUGGCUAUUACUCACAGGAUGCAUGGCCAGCGAAUGUUCUGCUCGAUGCGCUGCUAUGGCCCAACGCGUCGCUAGGCGCAGGUGAUGUGCCCAGCACGCUGUCCUUUGAGUAUAACGCAGCUUAUGCGCGAGACCACAUUGUCCUCGGCUCAGCGAUAGAAGCUGGUGGUCAGUGGGCAGAAGAUGCGACACACGGACAAGAGGCACCAUUCGGUUAUGGUGGCAAUUCGGGCGAUACGGCACGCACGCUGAGCUAUGCUGAACAAUUAUCUCUGCCUGGCUAUAGCUUUGCGCAAUGGCACCUGGAAACACAGGGUUGUGCAUUUCCUGCGUAUGAGAGACCAAGAAGACCGCUCGUCUCAGCGUAUUAUGCAGCCUAUCCGCAUUUCGUUGGACUAUGUUCAGCGAUCUAUAAUGGCACACGCAUCACGGCUGUUGAAAGGCUACCAGAAGAUACAAGCAAGCGGAUACGAUACAGAGUUCAGGGCAUCGAUGGCCGUGGUGUUGCCUUCGAGGUCACCUGUAGGCAUGUGGUGCUGGCGUGUGGGCUGUACAGCAGCUUGAUUGAACCGCCUGCCUUGCUAUCGCCAUACACUCGCUGGCCAUCGCCCGUUGACAGUGAAUCGUCAGAGGAUGAGACUUCGCUGCAGCGUGGCCCACUCCUUGUUAUUGGAUCUGGCUUCAGUGCUGCCGAUGCAGUGAUUGAGAAUAUGGAACGACGGCCCAUCAUCCACGUUUACAAAUGGGACACAGCGACGUACACGUCACCGCUCAAGCACUGCCACAGAUCGUCAUACCCCGAGUACGCAAACAUUUAUAAGCGCAUGAAACUGGGUGCCAAGCAAAGCAGUGGUGCAUUCCCAGGGGACAAGCAGUACCAAGCCUUUGCAGAUGUGGCUAUCAUUGAUGUCCACGAUACUGCUUUUGAUGGCAAGCAUGCUCGUCAGCGUUUACAAGUGACAGUACGCCAUCGAGAUGGCACCGAGUCAUGUGUUGCGGUGAGCGAAAUGGUCGUACUGACGGGACGUCGCACCUCGCUUGAAUUUCUCGGUCCCAAAGCAUUGCAGCAGUUGGACAUUCACGAGAAGGAUGGAUGGAUGGAGAAGGUAGGCCUACGUGCACACAUCAGGCCUCAGGGCGCUGCAUUGGUUGUGUUGGAGGAUAUGCUGUGCAUUGGUUCCAUUACGGGCGACUCGCUCAUCAAGUUCAGCUAUGGAGCUGUUGUUGGUGCUGCGAUGCGGAUCAUCUCUGACACGAAGCAGGCCUAG
This is a messenger RNA of Protomyces lactucae-debilis, 1542 nucleotides long. RefSeq lists its product as uncharacterized. The transcript has a single exon. Bases 1 to 1542 code for a protein of 513 amino acids. Lineage: Eukaryota; Fungi; Ascomycota; Taphrinomycetes; Taphrinales; Protomycetaceae. The record is from RefSeq and is a predicted model, not a curated record.